CCGUAGAGAUGGAGUCAUUGCAACGACGUCGCUUACGUUGUCGUUGGCAUUACGUUCCGAUGCUUCCCCCUCGCUCCGUUCGAGCCUGAGAAAUACAGUUCAUAACAGAAAAGAUGAAGAGGAAGAGAGCAGGCGAAGUCAUGGAUCUAGUGUGGCAAACCCCAGCGAAUCCCCCAGAACCACGAGACUAUAUCUUUCGAAACGGAAGAAGGCAUGUUAGACCAUACUACUUCGAAUUUAUUGCUCACGUGAAAAAUCGGUGGGCAGGAAAAACGAUUGUAGAUUUAUUUGCUGAAGAGUUUAAGGGUCGACCUUAUGAAUAUUAUGUUAAUGCAGUGGGAUGUGGACGGAUACAAGUUGAUGGUGAGAUGGUGCCAGUAUCAUACAUUGUUAAACCAUCUCAAAAGAUCAGCCAUUUCUUACACAGAGGUUGUAGGCAUGAACCGCCUGUGAUGGCUUGGGGUGUUCCUGUUCUUCAAAAAGAACCAGAUGUGGUGACAGUUUGUAAGCCAGCAUCUAUCCCUGUCCAUCCUUGUGGUCAAUAUCGUAAGAACACUGUUGUUGGUAUCCUUCAAGCAGAGCAUGGGUUGGCACCUCUAUUUCCGGUUCAUCGACUGGAUCGUCUUGUCUCAGGACUUCUCAUUUUGGCCAGAAAUGCUCCAAAAGCUGAUUUGUUCAGGCAACAGAUUGAAGCUAAUUUAGUCCAGAAACAAUAUAUCGCAAAAGUAGUUGGUGAAUUUCCAGAGGAUGAGCAAGUUGUUGAUGCCAAUAUAAACUAUAAUGCUCGAGAAGGAAGAAGCACAGCAGAGGUCAAAGACUCUGCAAAGGGAAAGACUGCCUGUACAAAAUUCACUCGGAUCAGCUCAAAUGGAACCUAUAGCAUUGUUUUAUGUAAGCCAAUCACUGGCCGAACUCAUCAAAUACGUGUUCAUUUACAGUAUUUGGGACAUCCAAUAGCCAAUGACGUGCUGUACCUCUCCGCAGAGACUGUUGAUUGGUCUAGUAAAGGGUCAAGUGCUGAUAGAUCUGCGCUUGUGUCAGAUGCUUCCCUGAGACCAAGUUUUGAUGAAGAAGUGCUCCACAAAAGUGAAGGCGACUCCAAUGAUGAUUUUAGCAUUGAUCCCAUGUGUACAAACUGUCCAAAUCUGGCUCCCAAAGGAUACGAUGGCCUUGAAGAAGGUCUAUGGCUACAUUGUUUUCGGUACGCUGGACCUGGAUGGACGUAUGAAUGCCCUUAUCCUGAUUGGGCUAAGCUUAGCUGAUCAGUCAAUUUUUGUUUCAAUUUUCACUUUUUUGCUUUGGGGAGACCCCCCCUUAUAAUUAUACCUCACAUAUUAUUAUCGUGAUUCUUUUAGGAGUUUGGAAUAAGUCCUUUUUGUUAGACCACAUAUUUUCCGAUUUCAUAUGUAUGAUUUCUUAAAUGUGAUCUCUUCGCCUUUGUCAAUAUAAUUUGCAAACCUGGGAAGCAAA
Molecule: messenger RNA, 1470 nt
Organism: Prosopis cineraria
Lineage: Eukaryota; Viridiplantae; Streptophyta; Magnoliopsida; Fabales; Fabaceae
Product: RNA pseudouridine synthase 7
Exons: 12
Coding region: 114-1262 (382 amino acids)
Biological process (GO): pseudouridine synthesis
Molecular function (GO): pseudouridine synthase activity; RNA binding
Source: RefSeq, a predicted model, not a curated record